Molecule: messenger RNA, 1310 nt
Organism: Tarenaya hassleriana
Lineage: Eukaryota; Viridiplantae; Streptophyta; Magnoliopsida; Brassicales; Cleomaceae
Exons: 6
Coding region: 28-1080 (350 amino acids)
Biological process (GO): peroxisomal membrane transport
Source: RefSeq, a predicted model, not a curated record
UUGCACAUUUUUUUUUUUGCCUUAGCAAUGGGGGACGCUGCUCUUUGGGAAGAAAUCGAACUCUCUGAGAGCUACCUUGUAUGCUCUAUGUAUGAAGAGGCCGCAUCGUCUUCUUCCUCCAUUCUUAAACGGAUGUAUGACAACAUUCAAGCGGUAUCCAAGGGAGCUAUUGUUGAAAGCCAGUUGCAUGACAUGUUGACGUCUGCUGGCAUGGUUUUCGUUCAAUCUUUGCAUGGACUCGGCAGGACAGAGGAGAUUGUGAACGAGUUGAGAGAUGCGUUUGGUGCUGUUGCAACUAUUCCUGCUCAAGUGCUUCUCACUGGCAUAUGUCUUCAAAUCGCAAGUAGUUCGCACUCAGGAAUACGGGAAAUGCUUGAGGAGUUCCUUAGCAAAUGGGUUUACGAGGAUGGGCACUAUAUCCUUAACGAUGCUGAUGCAAGCACAAGCUUCGUUAAAGGAUUUGAUGGGAAAAUAUUCUUGGACGUCAAUGACUAUAUGGAAGUUGUUGAGCUGUAUACCUUGACUGUUCUUGGAAAGAUUUCAGAAGAUGUGGACCUAGCCAUCUCAUGGCUCGAGAAAGCUGCACUGCCCGAGGAAAGAAGACAGGAGCUUUCCAGAAGAUUGCAUUCUUUGUUAUCCCUCAAGACCACAAACAUUUCACAAGGCUCACCAUUGUUGCAAGCUAAGCAAGAGGCUAGCUCUUUUGUGGAAGAUCCAGUUGCGUCCAAGGAAUCUUGUGACGCAGAGAACAAAAAACGCCUUCCAAAUGAAGGGAAGAACGACAUUUACACACUCCUCAAGCUCUCGAAGCAACACAAACCAUCUCUUUGGUCAUCUCGACCUCUAAACCUCAAUCUUGGCAAUACCCAGUUGACAAUAUCCAAGGGAAAAAUCACCAUAACCCUUGUCGUCUUCAUCAUCUGUUAUGCUCUGAGGAGGAAACGGGUCGCUCUGAUGAGGGCGCUCGGUAGAAAAAUGGGAUCGAUGAAAAAAGCGUUAUUAGAUUUCUGGCAGCUCGCGUUUUCUUACCAGGUGAACCCUCUCGCGGCUGUUCAACCGCUCCCUAACCGCAGAACGUGAGACAGUUAUCGCCAAGAUUCUACUCGAAAUCGUGAACUCGAAAAGGAAAGAAAAAAAGAGUUACUCUGAAAAACAAGCACAAUGUUGAGGGAUAUGUGAUUUUGAAUCUUCCUCAAAGUAGGGAGAAGUGGCUGAAAAAUGUUUGUAUCCUCAUCUUUUGUGGUAAAAGUAAAACAAUAAGAGAAUCUCUCCUACGAGGUUCCGAACUAUUGAAUAAACAAUUUUCGUAA